Messenger RNA from Didymella exigua CBS 183.55, 531 nucleotides. RefSeq lists its product as uncharacterized. The record is from RefSeq and is a predicted model, not a curated record. Lineage: Eukaryota; Fungi; Ascomycota; Dothideomycetes; Pleosporales; Didymellaceae. The transcript is spliced from 3 exons. Bases 1 to 531 code for a protein of 176 amino acids.
AUGAAACCACAAGAAGAAUCCAAAUGCCACAACAUCAACCUUGUCACGCCUGUACACGUGGUCUCGCAGGUCGUCCCGUUCAUCUUGCACGCGCGCGAGCUCGGUCGGCGGAUUCUCAUUGUCUACAAUACGUACUCAUUCGAUUCAUCAAACAACCUAAAGCUUCUGAAUGGACUGGUAGUUAUCCGUCCGCCAGACUCCAGCGCGGACAAGUACACGGCGACGGCCACGGAGAGCAUCAAGUCUAUACAUGCCAAAGUCGGCAACUUCUGCUUCACCGUAGGUGGCAUCGCGAAGAGCGGCGUGCUUGUGCACCGUCUCGUGAUGUCGGACCUGGAUGGUGAGGGCAAGGAUCUCAUGGGGUGGCUCGCGGAGAACAUAUCCAAUAACAUCACGGUACACGUCAUAGAUUACGCAGGCAUUAAUCGCCCAGUCGACCCCGGCGAAGUCGCAUCUGUCAGGAAAGCGGCCGAAGAGGCAGACCUAUGGCGCUCUGUCGAAGCUGUAAAACAUAGCAGUUUUGAUAUCUGA